Molecule: messenger RNA, 399 nt
Organism: Zasmidium cellare ATCC 36951
Lineage: Eukaryota; Fungi; Ascomycota; Dothideomycetes; Mycosphaerellales; Mycosphaerellaceae
Exons: 3
Coding region: 1-399 (132 amino acids)
Source: RefSeq, a predicted model, not a curated record
AUGACGGCGGCAGCAUAUCAAAUCGCCGCCGCACUAGAAGGCUUCUUCUGGCCCAAAUUCUUCUUCGACUUCCUCACCAAGAACUUUGAUCUCGCCGUGAAACCCGUCCCCAUCCUCCAAAUCAUCAAUCUCGUCAUCGGCAUUAUAUCGCUGGCGUACGAAUGGCCCCUCAAAUAUCUCGCGGGGACGUCGAUCCAUCGAAGUAUGGAGGUGCGAUUGAUGUGGCUGCCCUUGGCCAGUCUAUCGAGCGUCCUCAUCUACCAGGCGACGAAUCCCGCGCUGUACUACUUGAUCGGCGUGGUGGUGUAUUUUUGGGCAUAUAGUGAGGGCGAGAUCAUAUGUGCGGUACCAUGGACAUUACCCAAACGAACCGACAGACGAAGAGUCGAGAAAGCAUGA